Penicillium diatomitis is the source of this 960-nucleotide messenger RNA. RefSeq lists its product as uncharacterized. The coding region runs from base 1 to 960 and encodes 319 amino acids. Lineage: Eukaryota; Fungi; Ascomycota; Eurotiomycetes; Eurotiales; Aspergillaceae. The transcript has 2 exons. The record is from RefSeq and is a predicted model, not a curated record.
AUGUCACCCACAACCACCUCGUCCUCUUCCUCCCCCUCUCCCUUCGUCACCGCUGCUCUUGGACUCUCAACUCCGAGUUUGCAUUUCAACUUUGACUGGGCAGAUGAUGUGGAAGAUGAGCUGCAAACUCAGCAGCCAUCUGGACGGGGUCUUUGUCACAGCUUCAACGAUCAUGCUCCCCCCGUCUCUGCGCAGGAUUAUGAUGAAAGCCUUUGCAACGACUUGGCCGAUUCCGCAUACGAUACAUGUGGAAACUCAUCGCGAAGUGAGAGCAAGGUGAACAUUGAUGACCUCACUUGUGAGGGAGGACUCAACGAACGACGCUUCACCAGCACCUCGAUGACUGAACAAGUCACGCCUCUGGACCGACUGCAUCAGGGACUGGCUGCCGAAUUCUGGGGUCGUCAGCAUGCGGUUGCUGUUGACAUCGAAAUUCACCACUUCAACUGGCUGGGCCACCCAGUCAACCAGGCCAGUGGCACGGCACCCACUGAUAGCCUGGCUAUCAUUCGUUGCGGCCCAAAGAGUAUGCUCAAGCGGGCCUCUCCCUUCCUUGACCCCGUCGUUGUGAGCUUGGAGAAGAGUUCCGACUCGUCAAGUCAUCGGGACUUGAACCAGACCCACGCUCUCCGAGGCCAUGUGUCCAAGUUCUACACGGCACACGGCACCUGGUUCACACAGCCAUCACCUCUGGACGCUGGCCUGAUCACACUAGAUACAGGUAGCGUGGCUAUUUACCAGAGCCCUCACCUGGCCGUGGGCAAUGGCUUCGUUGAAUCGAGCCUAAUUCCCAGCCGAGCAGACUGGUCUGACCAGUACCAGGAGAAGCAGGUCGCUCUCGGUAGUUCACCGUGGUGUCGAAACCGUCAGCGCCUGCCACCCUCCAGUCUGCGGCAAGCAACUUUGCCUGGUGACCCAGAAUUGAUAGCCCCUGAGCCAGAUUUGUCGUCGGUGACCUAA